Racocetra fulgida is the source of this 155-nucleotide messenger RNA. Lineage: Eukaryota; Fungi; Glomeromycota; Glomeromycetes; Diversisporales; Gigasporaceae. The record is from the annotation of a GenBank genome assembly.
UCCAUGGCUCACUUGCUCGAGCCGGUAAAGUUAAAUCCCAAACUCCUAAAGUUGAGAAACAAGAAAAAAAGAAAAAGAAAACCGGUCGUGCAAAAAAAAGAAUUUUAUAUAAUCGUCGAUUUGUCAACGUAGCUAAUAUUGGAAAACGAAGGGUG